AUGCCUAUCGGCGAUAAGAUCAAGAAUGUCGGCGCCAACAUUAAGGACGCACUGACUCCCGGCCACCAGGACUCCACCACCGGCACCGGCACCGGUACCUACACCGAGAAGGGUACCACCGGCUACGGCACCACCGGCAACACCACCGGGCUCGCCGGCACUGGCGCCGGUUACGGCACCACCGGCACUGCUGGAACCACCGGAACCACCGGAACCACCGGUCUCACUGGCAGCGACACCAACUACUCCAAGACCACCGAGACCUACGGCUCCACCGGCGGUACUGCGGGCGCCUACGGCACCGAGGGUGUUACCGGCCACCACUCUGGCCAUGGCCACAGUCACACCUCUGGUGACACCAAGACCCACAUCGAGUCUGCUGCCAGGCAGGGCAAGGAGCAGGUCCUUGGCCAGGACUACUACACCAACACCGAGGAUCGUUCUCUGGUGAAGGAGCGUGUGGAGCAAAUCCGUGAGCACCGCCCCGUGGAGAAGGAGUUUGUGGUGGAGACCCGCGCCACCGGCAAUGAGCGUGAUCUGGUUGACCAGCGCUCCACCGAGCACCUCGGCACGCGCGAGCGCGUUAUUGAGGGAGCUGAGCGUGUUUUCGAUGGCAAGACUUCCGAGACACAUACCACCGGCACUGGCCACCACACCUCCACCAAGUACUGA
Auxenochlorella protothecoides is the source of this 672-nucleotide messenger RNA. RefSeq lists its product as hypothetical. NCBI's taxonomy places the organism in Eukaryota, Viridiplantae, Chlorophyta, Trebouxiophyceae, Chlorellales, Chlorellaceae. The coding region runs from base 1 to 672 and encodes 223 amino acids. The record is from RefSeq and is a predicted model, not a curated record. The transcript is spliced from 2 exons.